CACCGAUCAACCCUGGUCUUGUACUGGUACCUAGCUAUCAAGCUCCCCCGAUCUGCACCCAAAACUCCCCUCCACACAACCACCAUGUCCAAAUCACCAUCCACAUCACCAUCGCGAUCGCCCCACGAUGUUACAUCCACAACCAACAUCCUGGCCAUGCCAAACUCACACACCUCGCACACCAACAACAACGCGCCGGGGAAACCCUCGCAAAACGGCAGUGCAGGGAGAAACGCGCCCUCGAACCCAGACGUCGAGGCGCUGUUUCUAGUGCGCUUCGACAGCAGAGUCGGCUACACAAUCGCCUGGCAGCGCACACGCACCCCGGCCACAGACCUCGACGGUGUGGAGUACAAGGCCCUGCCCUCGGGCCUGCACGCUGUGCAAAACGAUCUCGUGUAUUUCACACAUACCGGGCCUAAAGGGGAGGAAUAUGUCGGGCUCAGUGCGUUUGCGCAGAGUGAGGCGGGGGCUGAGGAGCGUGGGGCGCGGUUUGUGUCUGUGGGCGUGUUGGUUAGGAGGGAGGGCGUUUUGGGGCGCGCGUGGGUGCUUGCGGGGAGGUUGGAGGGCGUUGCGCGGGAACUGGCGGGGGGGAUGGAGGAGCGGGAGGGGGCGGUGUUGGAGCGGGUUUGGGGGGAGGUGCAGGGUGGAGAGGAUAUGCAGGAGGAGAGGGAGGAGGAAGAGUUACCGGAACAUCAUCCCGCGCGGAGUGUGUUACGAUAUGUGGAUGUAUGCGGGCCGUUGGUGUUCAGACUACAACAAGCCGCUUUGCUACGGAAGAGGGUUCUUUUCGUCGGCGGGCCGCCCGUCAGAGGGGUCUGCGAAUUCGUCUACACCCUCACAGUCCUAUCCAGCAUCUCCCCACGCGACACAUCCUCCUUUCUCCCCGGCACAGACACCCUCUUGCGCAUCCCAUCCCUCUUCUCAAUCGGCGUCCACGACAUCCCGCUGCUGGAGACACCGCGCGCUAAACACGGCGGGCACACGGGCGCAGACGAUCUCCCGCCAGAGGGCUGGAUAGCAUGCACGACGGACGAGAUCAUCGCGACGAAAAAACACCUCUUCGAUAUCAUCGUCGACUUCGACGCAAAGGGUAGAUGGCCCUCGAUCCGCACGAGCGAGGGCGACGCCGUGCGUGCUAGUCAACGGGACCUCGCGCGCUGGAAAAUGCUGCGCAGGGAGUUGGCUAGACAUGAGCGGCCGCAACUGUACACGGACGCUGAGCCUGCAGAUGAAGACGCAGAUGGAGACGCCGCCCCCCUCCUCCCCGCCCCUACACAAGACGAAAAGCAAAACCCCGAACACGCAAUCGACGACACAACCGUAGAGCCAAUAACCUGGUCCCACCUCGCCUACCUAGGCUUCAUGUGGUGGGCCAGCGCAGGCGAGAAAGACGCCUUCACCACCGCAGAACGGGACAUGGAUCGCGAGCUCGUCGCGUGCAUACCGCCUCCUUCCCCCUCCCCAUCGCCCAAUACAUCAAAGGCGCUGGAGACGCACCUCAUCGGCUACUUUCACCGUAUGACGAGCGGGUUUGUCAGGACGCUUGCACAGCUUAUACAGGAGGAUGAGGGGAGUGAAGGGGAGGGUGAUGAGGGGGAUGGGGAGGUGUUGAUUGAUAGGGAUGAUGUGCAGAGACUGGGGCUGGAUGUUUGGAGUCAGGCUGAUAGGGCGUUUGUGGGGGAGUUUGCGGAGAUGUAUUGUGGAAGGGGGGUGAGGGUUGUGGGGGGGGAGGUGCGGUGUUGUGGGGUGGGGGUUCCUGUUUUUUAG
Messenger RNA from Dothidotthia symphoricarpi CBS 119687, 1770 nucleotides. RefSeq lists its product as uncharacterized. Lineage: Eukaryota; Fungi; Ascomycota; Dothideomycetes; Pleosporales; Dothidotthiaceae. Gene Ontology annotation, cellular component: lipid droplet. The transcript has 2 exons. Bases 85 to 1770 code for a protein of 561 amino acids. The record is from RefSeq and is a predicted model, not a curated record.